Fonsecaea multimorphosa CBS 102226 is the source of this 582-nucleotide messenger RNA. RefSeq lists its product as uncharacterized. Gene Ontology annotation, molecular function: N-acetyltransferase activity. Gene Ontology annotation, biological process: protein acetylation. The coding region runs from base 1 to 582 and encodes 193 amino acids. The record is from RefSeq and is a predicted model, not a curated record. The transcript has a single exon. Lineage: Eukaryota; Fungi; Ascomycota; Eurotiomycetes; Chaetothyriales; Herpotrichiellaceae.
AUGGCUGAACAGGAAACCUCGACGUACAAGAUCCGCUACGCCACGGAGCGCGACGUACCUGUCAUCCUACACCUGAUCCGCGAACUGGCCAUUUACGAGAAAGCGCUUCACGAAGUUUUGGCCACGGAGCAGUCGCUGCGCGAGUCGCUCUCGUUUCCCGUAGACCCCAAGGACCUGGACAAGGGCUUUACAGAGGGGUAUGCGAAGACGCUUUUGAUCUGUCCCGUUGGUCCUACCAAGGACUCAGGGGACGACGACAAGGGAGAGGUUGCCGGCAUGGCCCUGUACUUCCACAACUACUCGACCUGGCACGCCCGGCCGGGCAUCUACCUCGAGGACCUGUUCGUGCACCCCACCUAUCGGGGUCGAGGAUACGGCACGGCCCUGAUUCGCGCCCUUGCGAGAGAGUGUCAGCGCCUGCAAUGCCGGAGGCUCGAGUGGUCCGUCCUCAAGUGGAAUACGCCCAGCAUUGAAUUCUACCAGGGCGGGAGUGUGGGUGCGACGAGGAUGGAGGAGUGGGUCGGUAUGAGGGUCGAGGGGGAACGGUUGGAGAGGCUGAGUAGGAUGGUCGAGGGGAGUUAA